GGUUCCGAGAGAGCCGCGUCGCGCCCACCGGGACAUGGAGCCGCCCGGCGGGGGCCCGGGCCCGGGCCGCGGGGGCCGGGACAAGAAGAAGGGCCGGAGCCCCGACGAGCUGUCUGCGGCGGGCGGCGACGGCGGCAAAUCCAAGAAAUUCACUCUGAAGCGGCUCAUGGCAGAUGAGCUGGAGAGAUUUACCAGCAUGAGAAGUAAGAAGGAGAAGGAGAAGUCCAAUUCUGCUCAUAGAAAUUCUUCAUCAUAUGGAGAGGAUCCCACGGCACAGUCACUGCAAGAUAUUACGGAUGAGCAAGUUCUGGGACUCUUUGAACAAAUGCUGGUGGAUAUGAACCUGAAUGAGGAGAAACAGCAACCUUUGAGGGAGAAGGAUAUUAUCAUCAAGAGGGAAAUGGUAUCUCAAUAUUUGCACACUUCCAAGGCGGGCAUGAGUCAGAAGGAGAGUUCCAGGUCUGCCAUGAUGUAUAUUCAGGAACUGAGAUCAGGUUUGCGGGAUACAUCUCUGCUCAGCUGCCUAGAGUCUCUUCGUGUGUCUCUCAACAACAAUCCUGUCAGUUGGGUGCAAACCUUUGGUGCUGAAGGCCUAGCCUCUUUAUUGGACAUCCUUAAACGACUUCAUGACGAGAAAGAGGAAACUUCUGGAAACUAUGAUAGCCGUAACCAGCAUGAGGUUAUUCGUUGCUUAAAAGCGUUUAUGAACAACAAGUUUGGAAUCAAGACUAUGCUGGAGACAGAAGAAGGAAUCCAGCUGCUGGUCAGAGCCAUGGAUCCCACUGUUCCCAACAUGAUGAUUGAUGCAGUGAAGCUGCUUUCUGCUCUCUGUAUCCUGCCACAGCCUGAGGACAUGAAUGAACGGGUUUUGGAGGCAAUGACAGAAAGAGCUGAGAUGGAUGAAGUAGAACGUUUCCAGCCACUGCUGGAUGGAUUAAAAAGUGGCACCUCCAUUGCACUUAAGAUUGGAUGCCUGCAAUUGAUCAAUGCUCUCAUCAUAGAAGCUGAAGAAAUGGACUUCCGCAUUCACAUUCGAAGUGAACUAAUGCGCUUGGGACUGCAUCAAGUGUUGCAGGGCCUUCGAGAAAUUGAUAAUGAUGACAUGAGAGUGCAACUGAAUGUGUUUGAUGAGCAAGUGGAAGAAGAUUCCUAUGACUUGAAAGGACGAUUGGAUGACAUUAAAAUGGAAAUGGAUGACUUCAGUGAAAUCUUCCAGAUUCUCUUAAACACAGUAAAGGAUUCAAAGGCAGAAUCACACUUCCUGUCUAUCCUGCAGCAUCUCCUCUUGGUCCGAAAUGAUUAUGAGGCCAGACCACAGUACUAUAAAUUGAUUGAAGAAUGUAUUUCCCAGAUAGUUUUGCGCAAGAAUGGGACUGAUCCUGACUUCAAAUGCCGUCACCUCCAGGUUGAUAUUGAGGGAUUGAUUGGUCAAAUGAUUGAUAAAACAAAGGUGGAGAAAUCUGAAGCCAAAGCUACAGAGCUGGAAAAAAAGCUGGACUCAGAGUUAACAGCCCGACAUGAGCUACAGGUAGAAAUGAAAAAGAUGGAAAGUGACUUUGAGGAGAAGCUCCAAAACCUCCAGAGAGAAAAUAGUGUAUUGGAUUCUGAAAAGCAACAGAUUGCCACAAAGAUGCAGGAACUAGAAGCUGAAGAUUCUCGGCUCAUUGAAGAGGUUGCCAAACUGACUAAGGAACUGGACAGUGCCAAGAAAGAAGUGGCUUCACUCUCUGCUGCUGCUGCUGCUACUCCCCCGCCCCCUCCCUUACCUGCUGCCUCUGACUCUGUCCUCCCACCCACACCUCCUCCUCUGCCCCCUCAAGAAUCUGGGGGCUCCAUACCCCAGUUAUCUCAAAGUAUUCCUCCACCUCCCCCUUUGCCUGGGGGGCUUAGCAGCAUCCCACCACCACCCCCUUUGCCUGGGGGUUUAAGUAGCAUCCCACCACCACCCCCUUUGCCUGGGGGUUUAAGUAGCAUCCCACCACCACCCCCUUUGCCUGGGGGUUUAAGUAGCAUCCCACCACCACCCCCUUUGCCUGGGGGGCUUAGCAGCAUCCCACCACCACCCCCUUUGCCUGGGGGUUCUAAUGGCAUCCCCCCACCUCCUCCCUUGCCUGGAGGACCAGGAAUGCCACCACCUCCUCCCCCUCUUCCCAGUGGUCCUGGAAUCCCUCCUCCCCCUCCAUUCCCUGGGGGCCCUGGCAUUCCUCCACCACCACCUGGAAUGGGUGUCCCUCCCCCUCCCGGUUUUGGAUUUGGAGUUCCUGCAGCCCCAGUUCUACCAUUCGGUUUAGCUCCAAAGAAGCUUUAUAAGCCAGAUGUGCAGCUACGGAGACCAAACUGGUCCAAGUUUGUCGCAGAGGAUCUUUCCAAGGACUGCUUCUGGACAAAAGUAAAAGAGGAUCGAUUUGAAAAUAACGAGCUUUUUGCCAAACUCACCCUUACCUUUUCUGCCCAGUCCAAGAUUUCAAAAGCCAAGAAGGAUCAGGAAGGUGGAGAAGAAAAGAAAUCUGUGCAAAAGAAAAAAGUAAAAGAAUUAAAGGUGUUAGAUUCAAAGACAUCCCAGAAUCUCUCAAUCUUCUUGGGUUCCUUCCGCAUGCCCUAUCUGGAGAUUAAGAAUGUCAUCCUGGAAGUGAAUGAGGCUGUUCUAACUGAGUCAAUGAUCCAGAACCUCAUUAAGCAGAUGCCAGAGCCAGAACAAUUAAGGAUGCUAUCAGAACUAAAGGACGAGUAUGAUGACCUGGCGGAAUCGGAGCAGUUUGGUGUGGUGAUGGGCACAGUUCCUUGCCUGCGGCCUCGCCUCAACGCCAUCCUGUUCAAGCUACAAUUCAGUGAACAGGUGGAGAAUAUCAAGCCCGAGAUUGUGUCCGUGACUGCCGCUUGUGAAGAGUUGCGAAAAAGCAAGAACUUUUCUAGCCUCUUAGAAAUCACCUUACUUGUUGGCAACUACAUGAAUGCUGGCUCUAGGAAUGCUGGUGCUUUUGGCUUCAAUAUUAGCUUCCUCUGUAAGCUUCGAGACACCAAAUCUACAGAUCAGAAGAUGACAUUGUUGCACUUCUUAGCUGAGUUGUGUGAGACUGACUAUCCUGAUGUCCUCAAGUUCCCAGAGGAGCUGGCCCAUGUGGAGAAAGCCAGCCGAGUUUCUGCUGAAAACCUACAAAAGAAUCUAGAUCAGAUGAAGAAACAUAUUUCUGAUGUGGAGGGUGUUAUUAAGACGUUCCCUCCUACCACAGAUGAGAAAGACAAAUUUGUUGAAAAAAUGACUAGCUUUGUGAAGGAUGCCCAGGAGCAGUAUAACAAGUUGCAUUUGAUGCACUCUAAUAUGGAGACACUCUAUAAGGAGCUUGGUGAGUACUUCCUCUUUGACCCCAAGAAGUUGUCGGUGGAAGAAUUCUUCAUGGAUCUGCACAACUUCAAGAACAUGUUUGUGCAAGCAGUCAAGGAAAACCAGAAGAGGCGGGAGACAGAGGAGAAGAUGCGUCGAGCAAAACUUGCCAAGGAGAAGGCAGAAAAGGAACGGUUAGAAAAGCAGCAAAAGAGAGAGCAGCUCAUAGAUAUGAAUGCAGAGGGUGACGAAACAGGAGUGAUGGACAGUCUUCUGGAAGCCCUGCAGUCGGGGGCAGCGUUCCGGCGGAAGAGAGGGCCUCGUCAGGCCAACAGGAAGGCUGCGUGUGCAGUCACAUCGCUGCUAGCCUCAGAGCUGACCAAGGAUGACACCAUGACUGCUGUUCCUUCCAAGAUAGCCAGGAGUGGGGAUGGAAUCCCUACGAUCCUGGAGGAAAGCAAGGAGUUGGUGGGCCGAGCCAGCUAGCUGGGUCCUGUGCCCAGGCAGCUACUCUGGAGCCCCAGACUGUCCUGCCCUGCAGCAUGUGCCUAAAGGGUCACAGAGACAUUGCCCUGGGGGGCUGCAUCCAUCAUUCUGACCCCAUCUUUCCUUGGGCCUGCUGCUCUCUAUCCAUCACACACAGCUUCAGCUGCCUGGAGGCCAGGAGAAGAGGGCAGUGCAGGGAGGCCUGAAUCCAGCCCCACCAGCCCUGGCUGUUAUUUUACCAAAGCGGCCUCCAUGUUUGCUGCCUUAACCCCAACAAUCUCCUCUGUUACUCCCACGCCUCAUCUCUGAUGACCUGCUCUCAAUCCCUGGCUUUCCAGCGGGCUCAUCCCAUGUCAGUCUUGCUAGGUUUCUGCUUUUCUUCUGUGGUUUCUCCGGCCCUGGUAACGGCAUGGGACUAGUGAACCUUCGGGCUCUGUCUCUCCUUCCAUUGCUGUCACCUCUGCUCUGCUCUUGUUAUUUAUUACUAGUGGUGUGGCAUUGGGGAGCUGCUUUUAAGGACAGAGAGAGCAGAUCCCACCCUCCCCUCACCUUCUGGG
Suncus etruscus (white-toothed pygmy shrew) is the source of this 4365-nucleotide messenger RNA. RefSeq names its product diaphanous related formin 1 (gene DIAPH1). Gene Ontology annotation, cellular component: cytoplasm; actin filament. The coding region runs from base 35 to 3808 and encodes 1257 amino acids. NCBI's taxonomy places the organism in Eukaryota, Metazoa, Chordata, Mammalia, Eulipotyphla, Soricidae. The transcript is spliced from 28 exons. Gene Ontology annotation, biological process: actin cytoskeleton organization; actin filament polymerization. Gene Ontology annotation, molecular function: small GTPase binding; actin binding; microtubule binding. The record is from RefSeq and is a predicted model, not a curated record.